Zasmidium cellare ATCC 36951 is the source of this 771-nucleotide messenger RNA. RefSeq lists its product as uncharacterized. The transcript is spliced from 3 exons. The coding region runs from base 1 to 771 and encodes 256 amino acids. The record is from RefSeq and is a predicted model, not a curated record. NCBI's taxonomy places the organism in Eukaryota, Fungi, Ascomycota, Dothideomycetes, Mycosphaerellales, Mycosphaerellaceae.
AUGCGGCCACGCCCUCCGACCAUUCACCCUCCACCUUACUUCAAGUCGACUUCCACCCCUUCACCUCGCAUGGUACAGGUUUCCUCUAACAUGACAUCUCCAACUUCGCCUACCCGGUCGGUCCACCACUGUAUACGGAAGUAUGACCCAUCAUCUGAGGCAUACUCAAGCCACUACGAUAGCGACGACAUCCAAGCAGCAAACAUCCUAAUGUCGAUGCGCCACGCGGAUCAAACCUCAGCUGGCAACUAUGCACAGCACUCGCAUUGUAAGUGCACUCCCAGUACCGUGAACGAGUCAUCAGACGAGCAAUCAGUUUUCACCCGUUCAUUCAGUUGCUCCACGGCGGUCUCUAGCAACUUAGCAACCCCUACCCCACAAGCGGCGACGAAGCGCAAAGCUCCACCAAAGAAGAACGCUAAAGCUGCUUCGAAUACGAAGAAGGGCAAGACUACUGCGAAAGAGAACAAGACUCGUCGUCAAAAGGAACGCCGUGGAGAGAAGAAAGCCGGCGUCUACGGCUCGACUCGCCUGCGGGCUAAUAUGAAUAGUCGAAAAUACUCACUAGAGGACGACAAAUUCAUACGUCGCUGCUACACAGAGUAUGCUGCUCGCACCAAUGGCGGCCGCAUCCCACCUAAGGAACUGGUCGAACUCUACAACAACCAAUUUCCCGAGAAGGAGCGGGGUCAAUCGGGCCUCUCAACUUAUAUUCAGAGAUCAAAGCAACUCAGAGCGAUCAGGAACGGAUUCAAGAUAGUGAAGCGAUAG